Messenger RNA from Cladophialophora psammophila CBS 110553, 1161 nucleotides. RefSeq lists its product as uncharacterized. Lineage: Eukaryota; Fungi; Ascomycota; Eurotiomycetes; Chaetothyriales; Herpotrichiellaceae. The record is from RefSeq and is a predicted model, not a curated record. The transcript has a single exon. The coding region runs from base 1 to 1161 and encodes 386 amino acids.
AUGAGCGUCUUGACAGUAGCUGGGACAAACAUCCCAGAUCCCACGCUCUCCUACCCCUACUCACACUCGACCGCCCCAAUUUCCUCUUUGCCUCCUCAUCCCGCGCCCUCGGUGGCUGACGGCAUCUUCACUCGACCAGAGCGAAAAUCCUACAUCACGACUACAACCACUCCAAUAGCGCCAGCGCGAACCAUUCGCAAUCACCAACACUCGAGGACUAUCUCGUCCAACACCCUCCCCUCCUCCACCUCCUUCGUGACCUGCGCCCCGUCGCCCUCUCGCACCGGCCAUUCUCGCAUUCCCUCAACCUCUUCACACUCGCGCCAUUCCUCGACCUCAAAUAACACGAUGAGCAUGCACCGACAAGGCACGACCUCUUCAGCCAACAGCGUGCCGCGCCGUUCUACCUCUGGCCGCUCGACAUCCACUAAUAGCCCUACAUCCUACGUGGCGCUGAUGCGAAAACAGAAGGCUACGGUCUGGUGCGAUCGGGCUCAAAACAUUGACCCGCGACUCGCGGCUGCCCAAAAAGCAGCAAAACACCGUGCCGCACUUGAAGUCCAAGGAGCCAACCAGGGCGGGCGGACUAGCACCAUCUCAUCGGGCGGUGUGGUUGGCAAGAUUCGACACGGCGGCGUUCCCAAAGCCCCCGGCUACGUCCCGGUGAACCUCACGGGUGUGUCUGUGCCCGUGCGAUUAAGUGCCAAUGAGGCAUUAGGCGAUGAAGAAGAGGAAGGGAAAAGUCUGACUGGUGAUAACAGCAUGAUGCAUGCCCGAACUGGCAGUGGGAGGAGUAGUACCAAUAGCGCCAAAUAUCGAAGUGGUUAUCCAAGGCCUGACCAAGGACGAUUUAGCAGCACGAGCACACCGCCCAGCGAAGGCUCCCCUGGGCAAGGCAUUCCCGAAGAUUCAGAAACGACUGAAGAUGCGAAACACGACUAUUUCAACCAUAGCGACAGAUCCACGCCCGCUGGUAGGGAAAGUGAGGAUUCAUUUGGCGAGUUGAAGGAGCUUUCUGGGCCGAUUGCUGUGCAACGGGCACUGGAACAGGCGAAGAAAGCCGAGGAUCUGCGGAGAAGAGGGAGUGUGGAUGAGCGGACCAUGAGCAUAGGUCAGCCCAGCGUGAGGCUGUUCGUGGCGAAUCCAGAUAUCGACGACUAA